CGUCGUAUAUUUUCUGCUGAUCAUUGUCGUACUUCAUUCAUAUAAAUAUACCGGAGUACAAAAAAAAACUCUGAGUAAUAAACAAUAGUUUAUUUUAUUUAAAUAAAUAAAUUUUUACUUAUAAACCACAGGACAAAAAAAUCUAUUAAAAUGGCGAGUGCUGCGAUGCCAAUAAACCCAAAACCAUUUCUAAAUGGAUUGACAGGAAAACCAGUGAUGGUUAAAUUAAAAUGGGGACAUGAAUACAAAGGAUACUUGGUGUCUGUUGAUGGCUAUAUGAAUUUACAACUUGCUAACACUGAGGAACACGUCGAUGGUGUUUGUACAGGAAAUUUGGGUGAAGUCUUAAUAAGAUGUAAUAAUGUUAUGUACAUAAGAGGCGUCGAUGAAGAAGACGAGGAAGGAGAAAUGAAAGAUUGAUGCUCUUUAGAAUAAAAAAACAUUUUUUGUAAAUUAA
Molecule: messenger RNA, 457 nt
Organism: Microplitis demolitor
Lineage: Eukaryota; Metazoa; Arthropoda; Insecta; Hymenoptera; Braconidae
Gene: SmF
Product: small nuclear ribonucleoprotein F
Exons: 2
Coding region: 151-420 (89 amino acids)
Biological process (GO): spliceosomal snRNP assembly; mRNA splicing, via spliceosome
Cellular component (GO): catalytic step 2 spliceosome; U1 snRNP
Molecular function (GO): RNA binding
Source: RefSeq, a predicted model, not a curated record